GACCCAGAGCUAACAACGGCGCUGUCUCUCUGACUUUAUAACCACAGCAGCUCUGUUACUGAACCCCAUAGUCCAGACUCUGUAGUGAACAGGCAUCUGAACUUUCUAGCUUUGACGAUGGAAGCAGCACCAUUUGCUUGUUCUUCUUGUCCUUCUUCUUCAGCUUCGUUUUUACCUUCAUUCCCUGUAACAGCUCGAUCUUUAUCUUCCUCUUCAUCUCUCUUAUUUCGUCGCAAUAAUUUCCGCAGAAAUUGUAAUUACUAUGCCGCCAAAUUCAAAUCUCCUAGAAACUUAUCGGUCAGAGCCUCUGGAGACUCUGUCGUGACUUUGCUUGAUUAUGGUGCUGGAAAUGUUCGUAGCGUGAGGAAUGCGAUUCGCUAUCUGGGCUUUGACAUCAAAGAUGUACAAACUCCAGAGGACAUUUUAAAGGCAGAUCGGCUUAUUUUUCCGGGUGUUGGAGCAUUUGCCGCGGCCAUGGAUGUUCUGAACAAAAGAGGCGGUGGUAAUGACUCAAAUGUGGGAAUUAUACUCCUUUUGGGUGUAUAUUCUGAAAAGUGCCUCAAACUUUCAAUUGAUCCUUUUUUGGUAAGUGACUACCACAGUAGCUUUACAGAAUUCUGCAACGAUACCAGUAUUUUUGGAACAAUUCCCUUGAAUAGAAAUAUAAGGUUGGAGCUAAGUUGUUUUCUUGGGCAAUACAUAGGGAUGGCUGAAGCACUAUGUACCUAUAUUGAGAAGGAUCGCCCAUUUUUGGGCAUUUGUCUUGGACUUCAGUUACUUUUUGAGUCCAGUGAGGAGAAUGGACCUGUAAAUGGCCUUGGCUUAAUACCGGGUGUCGUUGGGCGUUUUGACUCAUCCAAUGGUUACAGAGUACCCCAUAUUGGCUGGAAUGCUUUGCAGAUCAAAACAGACUCUGAAAUCUUGGAUGAUAUUGGAAACCACCAUGUCUACUUUGUUCAUUCUUACCGUGCCAUGCCAUCAGAUGUUAACAAAGAGUGGGUAUCAUCUACCUGCAACUAUGGCGUCGAUUUUAUAGCAUCUGUUAGAAGAGGAAAUGUGCAUGCAGUUCAGUUCCACCCGGAAAAGAGUGGAGAUGUUGGUCUUUCGAUAUUGAGAAGAUUCUUGUAUCCUAAGUCAACCAUAAUGACGAAGCCUACUGAAGGGAAAGCUUCAAAACUUGCAAAAAGGGUAAUUGCCUGCCUUGAUGUGAGGACAAAUGAUGAAGGAGAUCUUGUUGUAACCAAAGGGGACCAAUAUGACGUGAGAGAGCAUACAAAAGAGAAUGAGGUGAGAAACCUUGGCAAACCAGUUGAGCUUGCUGGACAGUAUUACAAAGAUGGGGCUGAUGAGGUUACUUUUUUGAACAUUACCGGUUUCAGAGACUUCCCUCUAGGCGAUUUGCCAAUGCUGCAGGUAUUGAGAUACACUUCAGAAAAUGUUUUUGUACCGUUGACUGUUGGUGGUGGCAUUAGAGAUUUCACAGAUGCAAAUGGCAGGCACUAUACUAGUUUGGAAGUUGCUUCAGAAUAUUUCAGAUCUGGGGCUGAUAAAAUUUCCAUUGGAAGUGAUGCCGUAUAUGCCGCAGAAGAAUAUCUAAGAACUGGAGUAAAGACUGGAAAGAGUAGCUUAGAGCAGAUAUCUAGGGUUUAUGGAAAUCAGGCAGUAGUUGUAAGUAUUGAUCCUCGUAGGGUGUACCUCAAGAAUCCCAAUGAUGUGGAGUUCAAGGCUGUAAGGUUGACAAAGUCAGGUCCAAAUGGAGAAGAGUAUGCCUGGUAUCAGUGUACGGUGAAUGGUGGGCGAGAAGGUCGACCGAUUGGAGCUUAUGAACUUGCCAAAGCAGUUGAAGAGCUGGGAGCUGGAGAAAUACUACUAAACUGCAUUGAUUGUGAUGGUCAAGGGAAAGGUUUUGAUAUAGAUCUAAUAAAGUUGAUCUCAGACGCUGUGAACAUCCCUGUGAUUGCAAGUAGUGGCGCUGGUGCAACUGAUCACUUCUCAGAGGUGUUCAUGAAAACAAGUGCAUCUGCUGCCCUUGCUGCAGGCAUCUUCCAUAGGAAGGAGGUGCCUCUUCAGUCUGUUAAAGAGCAUUUGUCGAAGGAAGGCAUAGAGGUCAGAAUCUAAUCCAAUCUUUGAGAAGAGUUGAGUAGUCUGUAGGGGACUUUGAGGCUAUAAUUGGAAAUGUGUUGUAUUCCUCCUUGAUUAUUAAGCUAUCGCGGACCAAUCAAUGCAGUAGUUUGAAGAUUUUUGCUUCUGUAAUCUUCAGUAUGAUUUAAAAAUGUUAGUUGCAGAUUUCAAAAGAUAAAAAUAAAAAAUAUUAGUUGCC
Messenger RNA from Juglans microcarpa x Juglans regia, 2320 nucleotides. Its product is annotated as imidazole glycerol phosphate synthase hisHF, chloroplastic. Lineage: Eukaryota; Viridiplantae; Streptophyta; Magnoliopsida; Fagales; Juglandaceae. The record is from RefSeq and is a predicted model, not a curated record. Gene Ontology annotation, biological process: L-histidine biosynthetic process. The transcript is spliced from 20 exons. Gene Ontology annotation, molecular function: imidazoleglycerol-phosphate synthase activity; oxo-acid-lyase activity. The coding region runs from base 118 to 2118 and encodes 666 amino acids.